CUUAUCGCCAGCGACUUAUGGCCGACAAUAAUCUUCCACCAGCGCAUUUAUUCUCACAUAUGGCAAGUCUUGCUUAUGAAAGAGAACCUAGACAUGUUAAAGCAGCUUAUGUGAACUUAUCUACACUAUUGC
Messenger RNA from Racocetra persica, 132 nucleotides. Lineage: Eukaryota; Fungi; Glomeromycota; Glomeromycetes; Diversisporales; Gigasporaceae. The record is from the annotation of a GenBank genome assembly.